Messenger RNA from Pongo pygmaeus (Bornean orangutan), 2635 nucleotides. It is a transcript of the gene TMEM44, whose product is annotated as transmembrane protein 44. The record is from RefSeq and is a predicted model, not a curated record. The transcript is spliced from 11 exons. Bases 385 to 1788 code for a protein of 467 amino acids. Gene Ontology annotation, molecular function: basic amino acid transmembrane transporter activity. Lineage: Eukaryota; Metazoa; Chordata; Mammalia; Primates; Hominidae.
AAGUCAUGUCUUGCUUUAAACAAACUUACUAAAAUCAAUAAGGAGAUUUAAAAAUUACAAUAAUAGUUGACUCUCAAGAAAAACAGCCCUGUGUACUCGAACUGCGCGGCGUGUGGCUGGACGGGAUGCGGCCGGUUGCAGAGAUAACCAGCUCUUGGCUGCGGGGACGGUGGGCUAGGACGACAUUCAGGAGCCGGGCUUGGGCGACUGCCUGGGGGCGGAGGGUGCCGUUGGCAGCUUCAGAAAGGAGAGUGAGAGGCAGAUGUGGGGGUAUUUGUUCUCCGGCACGUUUGUUUCCUCCUUCCUGGCGUGCACCCCACGCUUUUUACUGCGCCCUGUCUGCGAUCAGGACCAGGCCCCCUUCCCCUCGGGAUCCCAGCACCCAUGCGCUUCAGCAGCGCAACUAAUUGCUGUUGGCUCAGGAAAUGUGCGGAAUAUGCAGGAAGGGACGCCGUGCCUUACAGCGACCGGCAGGGACUCGGUCGUCCCCGAGCCCAGCCGCCCUCCCAGCUCCGGCCAGGAUGUUGGAGGCUUCUGUAUCUGAGAUGUGCACAGAAAUCCAGACAGGACCAGUCGGCGCUAUGUGCUGCGUGCUGCCUCCUGACCAGUUUGUGUGACACCGUCGGGGCUGUUCUGGCCAGACAGCUCACAAUCCAGGUUUUCACUGGUGCCUACCUAGCAGCUAUUGACUUAGUGAACUUUAUGUUCAUUCUCUUCCCAGUCUGUGGAUCCAAAUUCAAGUCUAACUCAGAUCAGGAAGCCCGAGAGAGGAAGAGGAGGCGGCAGCUCAGGGCCAGUAUGUUUGCCCUGGCCCUGCCGCUGAGCCUGGGCCCGUGCUGGGCUCUCUGGGUUGCUGUCCCGAAGGCUUCAGCCACCAUCCGGGGGCCGCAGCGGAGGCUGCUGGCGAGCCUGCUGCCGGAAAAUACUGAGAUCCUCGGCUACCUGCUGGGUAGCGUUGCCGCCUUUGGCUCCUGGGCUUCUCGGAUCCCCCCCCUCUCCAGAAUUUGCCGGGGGAAGACAUUUCCCUCCAUCCACCUGUGGACCCGGCUCCUGUCGGCCCUGGCUGGCCUCCUCUAUGCUUCAGCCAUUGUGGCCCACGACCGGCAGCCUGAGUACCUGCUGCGGGCCACACCCUGGUUCCUGACCUCCCUCGGCCGUGCAGCUCUGGACCUCGCUAUUAUUUUCCUUUCGUGUGUGAUGAAGAGCAAGAUGAGACAGGCCUUAGGAUUUGCCAAGGAAGCCAGAGAGAGCCCUGACACCCAAGCCCUUUUGACGUGUGCAGAGAAAGAGGAAGAAAACCAGGAGGCGAGGAACGAGGACAAGAAAAUGCCUCCUGACUUUGAGAAUUCCCCUUUCUGUCUCCCUGCCUCUACUUGCAAGAAUUCGGAUUGGGUGCCUCUCACCACACUGUCACACUGCAAGUCACUGAGGACAAUGACAGCAAUCAGUCGCUACAUGGAGCUGACCAUCGAGCCUGUGCAGCAGGCAGGCUGCAGUGCCACCAGGCUGCCAGGUGACGGACAGACGAGCGCUGGAGAUGCGUCCCUGCAGGAGCCCCCGUCGUACCCUCCUGUUCAGGUCAUCCGUGUCCGAGUGUCUUCCGGCAGCUCCUCUGAGGUCUCCUCCAUCAACUCCGACCUGGAGCAGAAGUAUUGGGAGGCCCUAAACUCGGAGCAGUGGGACCCUGAAGAUGUGAACCUUGAAGGCAGCAAAGAAAAUGUGGAGCUACUGGGAUCCCAGGUGCACCGGGACCCUGUGAGGACAGCACACCUGCGUGAUGAUGAUUAACACCUGGAGCCAGCUCAUCAGCUCAGAGCCAAGGGUCAGGAGUUUUUUCAGUAACGCAGCAGGGAUCAAUCUGCACUGACACCGUGGCAGGAACUGAAGCUGCCCUGGAAAGUGAGGAACCAGGAGCCGUCACUAAGUGUGGCUGGUCUACAUCAUAGCUCAUCAUGGAGCUACGACUUUGGGAACCACGGACAGACCUGGAUAGGCCCAGCAUUUGUUCUGAAGAUUACAAGUUCACAGACAGCUCUUGCUUUGUAAAGAUAAUCCAAAGGACAUUAGACCCGCUUUUCCUUUUCCCUUUAUUCCCUUGAGAGUCAGCCAUAAACUGAAUAGCUGCUAGGUUCCAGGAAUGAGUUCACCUAACAAAUAGCAAAUGUGUCUGGUUAGAUCUCAGCAGAGCCCACUCUGCAAGACCUGGCUGAGCCAGAUGAGAGGGUGGGACCUGUGCUGGGGGACCUUGGGUCACACACAGGAACCAAGACCUGGCUUCCGCCCCCCAGUCACCCACUUGAGUUAUCUGCUGGAAGUUAUAGACAGGACUGCGUGGCCAACCAAGUGUUUGUGAGAUCACUGACACUGCAAAAACAAAGCAAACUGCUCCAGGUACCAGGACUUCCUCUAACCUGGCAAGGUGUGUGCUGAGGCGGGGUUUGCAGGUGAGGGGGCCUGUAUGCUUCAGGAACUAACUAAAUGCUUGCAGAGGAUAAGAGGCAUGAUGGGAGGUGUUCAAGCACAGCAAUCCCAUUUGGGGGUUAUUUUGAUACCGCGAUGAGUAAGGGGAAGAGCGCACGGAAUGGGGCUAAGGUGGGAGCAAACACUGGGGUGAAUAAAUUUUAAAUCAAUUCAA